AUGGAGGAACUUGCCCGGGAGAGCAUCUGCCUCUUCUCCCGCUCUGCCUCACACUCAGACCAGCCGAGACUGGGCUCAUUUGGCGCUGUGUUUAUCAUGCUCAAGUCUGCACUGGGAGCUGGGCUGCUCAACUUUCCCUGGGCCUUUGAGAAAGCAGGAGGAGUGACCACUGCCAUCUCCGUGGAACUGGUGUCCCUGGUGUUCCUCAUCAGUGGUUUGGUGAUUUUGGGCUAUGCCUCAUCCAUCAGCAGACAGAAGACCUAUCAGGACGUGGUGAGAGAGGUGUGCGGUCGUGCCGUGGGCCAGCUCUGUGAGGUCUGUUUCUGCUUCAACCUCUUCAUGAUCUGCGUGGCCUUCCUGGUGGUGGUGCAGGACCAACUGGAGAAAUUGUGUAUUUCUUUAUAUGAAACUGCCACUGGCUCCACUGAGGCGGAAAUGCCAUAUCACUGGUACACGGACCAGCGCUUUGCCCUCUUCAUCAUGUGUCUGGUCAUUAUUUUGCCACUGUCCAUCCCAAAAGAAAUUGGUAUCCAGAAAUACACCAGUGUGCUGGGGACACUGGCUGCUACGUACCUCUGUGUUGCUGUGAUUGUCAAAUAUUAUUUGAUGGAGAGCCACACUGUCAUCAUCACUCCAGAACACAGCCAAGGAGUGGGCUCCUGGGCAUCAAUGUUCAGUGUUGUGCCAACAAUAUGCUUUGGUUUUCAGUGUCAUGAGGCGUGUAUAGCCAUCUACAGCAGUAUGGAGAACCAGAAGAUCUCCCACUGGGUUGGCAUCUCAGUGGUGUCCAUGUUUUUCUGUUUACUCAUCUACACUUUGACUGGUGUGUACGGCUUCAUGACAUUUGGGCGAGACGUUGCUUCUGAUAUUCUUAUGUCAUAUCCUGGAAAUGAUGUGGUCAUGAUUAUCUCACGACUGCUUUUUGGCAUAUCUAUCAUCACCAUAUAUCCAAUCAUUCUUUUAUUGGGCAGAUCUGUCAUCCUGAAUCUGAUGCUGAGGCUCAGGCGGCGCAGUCAUGGGAUCGUCACUAGUUCGUUUGAGAGUCGCUGUCGGGUUGUCUUAACUAUCGUGUGGAUUGCCAUCACUCUUCUCAUCGCCAUGUUUGUCCCAGACAUGGGCGAGGUUAUCAGUGUGAUUGGAGGAAUCAGUGCUUUCUUUAUUUUCAUCUUUCCAGGACUGUGUCUCAUGUUUAUAAUGCAGACAAAGCAAGGGUCAUCCAGAUUCAGUGGUGUUUUAACAGUUUGGGGUGUCAUAACCAUUGUAGUUGGAGCCUUCAUUUUUGGACAGAGCACAACAAUUGCAAUUAUGGAACUCAUCAACAAAUUUUAA
Messenger RNA from Periophthalmus magnuspinnatus, 1329 nucleotides. It is a transcript of the gene slc38a8b, whose product is annotated as solute carrier family 38 member 8b. The record is from RefSeq and is a predicted model, not a curated record. Gene Ontology annotation, molecular function: amino acid transmembrane transporter activity. Gene Ontology annotation, biological process: amino acid transmembrane transport. The coding region runs from base 1 to 1329 and encodes 442 amino acids. Lineage: Eukaryota; Metazoa; Chordata; Actinopteri; Gobiiformes; Gobiidae. The transcript is spliced from 10 exons.